Messenger RNA from Zootoca vivipara (common lizard), 5853 nucleotides. It is a transcript of the gene EZH1, whose product is annotated as enhancer of zeste 1 polycomb repressive complex 2 subunit. Gene Ontology annotation, cellular component: ESC/E(Z) complex; nucleus. Gene Ontology annotation, molecular function: chromatin binding; protein binding; histone H3K27 methyltransferase activity. Gene Ontology annotation, biological process: heterochromatin formation. Lineage: Eukaryota; Metazoa; Chordata; Lepidosauria; Squamata; Lacertidae. The record is from RefSeq and is a predicted model, not a curated record.
CGAUUCUCCGCGCAUGCGCGCAUCGGAAGGCGGAGGGGGGUUUUGCUUCUGUGGUCUCUGUAGGUCACCUGAGUGCGAUGUCUGUGGAGAAAAUGGAGAUUCCAGACGUGCCAACGUCAAAAUGCAUCCAUUAUUGGAAAAGGAAGGUCAAAUCAGAAUAUAUGCGCCUAAGGCAGCUCAAGAGACUGCAAGCAAACAUGGGAGCCAAGGCGUUGUUUGUGUCAAACUACGCAAAGGUUCAGGAGAAUAUAAACAUUCUGAACGAAGACUGGAAGAAGCUUAGAGUUCAACCUAUUCAAUCAAUGAAGCUGGUUGGAGGGCAUCCUUUUCUCAAACAGUGCACAGUCGAGAGCAUUUUCCCCAGUUUGACCACCCAGACCUUGUUCAUGCGGACUCUGAACACUGUGGCUUUGGUGCCUAUCAUGUAUUCCUGGUCCCCACUUCAGCAGAAUUUCAUGGUGGAGGAUGAAACCGUUCUGUGCAACAUCCCCUACAUGGGGGACGAGGUGAAAGAGGAGGAUGAAACCUUCAUCGAGGAGCUCAUUAACAACUAUGACGGCAAAGUCCACGGAGAGGAAGAAAUGCUCUCGACGUCCGUCUUGAUCAGCGAUGCUGUGUUCCUGGAGCUGGUGGAUGCACUCAAUCAGUACUCUGAGGAGGAAGAGGAAAGCCAUGAGGCUGCGGAAGGCAAACAGGAAGCGGCGAAGGACGAGCUGCCUGUCACCCGGAAGAGGAAGUGGCUUUCCGUGGAAGGCAACAAGAAAUGUCCGAAGAAGCACUUUCCAAACGACAUGAUCUUCACUGCUCUUUCGUCAAUGUUCCCAGAGAACGGCUUUCCAGAUGAUAUGAAGGAGAGAUACAGAGAACUGACAAAAGAGUCUGACCCGAAUGUGCUCCCUCCCCAAUGCACACCAAACAUCGAUGGACCGUGUGCCAAAUCUGUUCAGCGUGAGCAGGCCCUGCACUCUUUCCACACUCUCUUCUGCAGGCGCUGCUUCAAGUACGACUGUUUCCUCCAUCCUUUUCACGCUACUCCCAACGUUUGCAAGCGGAAGAACAGAGAAACCAAAAUUGAAAUGGAGCCAUGCGGGCCAGAGUGCUUCCUGUGGUUGGAGGGAGCCAAGGAGUUUGCUGUGCUGCACAACUCGCGCUCCAAGUGCUCUGGACGACGUCGCCGCAGGCAUCUCACACACAGUAACACUUCCAGCGCUUCUGCCUCCACGAGCAACGAAGCAAAAGAAGGCGAUAGCGACAGAGACACUGGCAAUGACUGGGCCUCCAGUUCCUCUGAGGCAAACUCACGUUGCCAGACCCCAACCAAGCCGAAGCUGAGCCCUGCCUCUUCGCAGCCCUUCAUGGCUGACAUGCCGCUGGAGCCUGUUGAGUGGACUGGAGCCGAGGAGUCCCUCUUCCGCGUCUUCCACGGGACUUACUUCAACAACUUCUGCUCCAUCUCUCGGCUCCUGGGAACCAAGACCUGCAAGCAGGUCUUCCAGUUUGCAGUAAAGGAGUCCUUGAUCAUGAAGCUGCCCAUGAAUGAGCUCUUGAAUCCCUCCCAGAAGAAGAAGAGGAAGCACAGGCUCUGGGCUGCUCACUGUCGGAAGAUCCAACUUAAGAAAGACAGCUCCUCCACUCAGGUGUACAACUACCAACCCUGCGACCACCCGGACCACCCUUGCGACAGCUCUUGCCCGUGCAUCAUGACCCAGAAUUUCUGCGAGAAGUUUUGCCAGUGCAAUCCCGACUGCCAGAACCGUUUCCCAGGCUGCCGGUGCAAAACGCAGUGCAACACCAAGCAGUGCCCGUGCUACCUGGCGGUCCGAGAGUGUGACCCGGACCUCUGCCUGACCUGUGGCGCCGCAGAGCACUGGGAAUCCAAGGUGGUCUCCUGCAAGAACUGCAGCAUCCAGCGGGGUCUUAAGAAGCACCUGCUGCUCGCCCCAUCGGAUGUUGCCGGGUGGGGAACCUUCAUCAAGGAGGCGGUGCAGAAGAAUGAAUUUAUCUCUGAGUACUGCGGGGAGCUCAUCUCUCAAGAUGAGGCUGACCGACGUGGGAAGGUCUAUGACAAGUACAUGUCCAGCUUCCUCUUCAACCUCAAUAACGAUUUCGUUGUUGACGCCACCCGGAAAGGCAACAAAAUCCGGUUUGCAAACCACUCUGUCAACCCCAACUGUUACGCCAAAGUGGUGAUGGUGAACGGAGACCACCGCAUUGGGAUCUUUGCCCAGAGAGCAAUCCAGGCCGGCGAAGAGCUCUUUUUUGAUUACAGGUACAGCCAGGCAGACGCGCUCAAAUACGUUGGCAUAGAAAGAGAAGGGGAAAUAAUCUAGGCAUGCUCCCAGCAAGCAUCGCCGCACCCUAUCCAUGCUGCUUCCCUUGUUGCUGUGUGUGUCGUGUGAGCUUCAUUCCAUCCAGAUUCCUCUUCAGAGAAGGAAAGAAGGAGCAGGGGAGGCCCACAACCUUCCUACAGAACUGAGAUUCCAACUUCCAAGGCCUGAGCGGGGGAGCGCUUCUUAAUUACUGCCAGAGGAAAAUUCAGAGGUGCUGAAAAGGUGUUUGAGCUGUGCCCCUGUGCAGAAUGAGCCUGGGUUUGGGAUGCUGGGCUUUGUGGGCUCUGUUGGUCUUUUGUGGGGAAGCCUGGUUGGAGCUGAAGGAAGUAUUGCUUUCUUCUGGCUGGCCCCCCCCCCUCCCUUCUCUGCAGGCAAGAGCAACACAAGCUAGAACCCCACCUGCAGGGAAGGAUGGCCGUGAAGUGCCAAGCCCAGGAGGUCAUUGGAGCAAGGAACUCGUAUAGGCUAAGGAGCUGUAGAUAAAAGCAAGGAGCAUGGGCACAUAGAGAUAUGGGCAGAAAGGUGAGGAGGAGUGUUUGGGGCAGGUGAAGUGGGUCAGUAAGAUGGGGCAGAGGGUCAGGGCAUACCGGUGAAAGAGCAUGGGAGACAGGGCACAGACGCCAUCGGCUCUGGUUAGGGUCUCCCAUGGUGGCGAUUUGACCCCUUCUGUUAGUUGCAUUAGGGCAUAAUGGGGCUUCUCCUCCCUGGCCAAAUCGGGUCUCUUCCAUCCCGUCAGUAUGUGGUAGAUAUUGGGAGACGGGUAGUACAAAGCGUUCUCGAGGGGUCCAGAGGAAGCCCCGGUUGUUUUCAGACCUGCAAGUCUGAACCAAGAGCCCCUGCUGGUAGCGACAAAGUCACUGCCCAGAAUGGUGCUGCAGCUGCGCUGCCCAAGACUGGCUGUUUUUUGAGAAAUGACUCUGUGGCUACAAGCCUGCAGGAUUAAUUCCCCCAGAGUCUCGUGAGCAAUUCUCCCGCCGCCUCUGAAGCAAGGAAGUUGCUUAUUCAUCAUCUGUCCUCUCCCAAGCCCUACAGCGGAAUCUCAAGGCCCUGCAGCACUGGCAACACUCCUCCUCAUUUGCUGAGAUCACGUUUUUGGCCAGGCUCUACCCCUUUAAGCUUUUUUAAAUGAAUGAAUGAACGAAUCGGCACCUUUGAAGUUGCAGGAGGUUUCAUGCAAGGGGUGUUUGGGGGUACGUGUCCCAGCUAGGAUGAGACCUUACAAAAUGCUGUUUCAGGGGUGGUGUUGGGACUACAACUCCCAUCUGCCCCUGCCAGCAUCGCCAUGGAUGAUGGGAUGUGUAGUCUGUUCCUGACCAAAUUCCUCUCCCUUGGAAAUCAGGAUUUCCCCCCUGCCUAUUGAUGUACAAAACAAACAAGUUAGCAUGCACUUUAUAAUUAUUUGCUCCACCAAGGGUAGGCUGUGGAGAGCUGUGCUCUCCGUGAGCUGUAGAGGGUGGAAAGCCGAGUCGAUGGCGUGAAUUACUGUAAGGGCUGGGUCCUCAUCAGCUCUGGCAGUAAUAAUAGCCAGGUUUUCUUGCUGUUGAGGUUAUUUGCAGGCGCCAGCAGAAGACAAGAAAUUUGUCUCAAAGCUUGGCAUAGCAGCUGCUGUGUGUGACAGUCUUGUCCAUUUAGAGGUGGUGAAAGAAGUUUUACACUAUGAGGCUGGGUUUCGUAUAAGUAGUAUGCAGAGCUUUUGAAUUCUACUCCCCUAGCAACCGCCAAAUUCCUCAUGAAGGUCAGAGGGAUGGAACAAGGGUCAGCCAUUCCUGCAGGCGGAAGCGGAACUCUCACAUUUUGGCCUAGUCUGAAGGAUUUUCAGCCAUUUCAGAUCAAGAUAGCUACCUAAUUGUAGAAGCGUCCACAUUUAUCCCAAGUACAACACUCUUUGAAAGGAUUCGUUGGCCAAAUCCGUUCCCCUGCCUGUCCCUUGGUCUACAUUUGACAUAGUAAUACCAUGGAUAGUGUCUAAACAUGCGUAGAGUGCAUUUUCUCCUGUAUAGCUAUAACCCGGAUCUCUGUCACCUGGGAUCAAGGCUUUCCAGGCAGGGGGGCUGCGAUUGCUGGACAGCCUAGACUUCCCAAAUCUUUCUCGGAAAUUAAUCACAGAAAGAACUAAGCAGCAGUGAUUGUGCCCCUUUCCCUGUUGCUCAUCUUUUCCCAGCACCUGAAUAGUCGUGGUGGUGGUGGGGAAACAAGGGCAUCUGUCACACACAGUCGCUCAUACACUGUGUCAAACCAUUUUACUCUGCUUCUCAACCCGGAUAUUGAUUCUGUUGUGAGAAAAGGAGGUCCAGUAGCUCCUCUCCCUGGCUGUUGCUCACACAGGGCCCUCCACAGCUGCCCUUAUCUGUAAAAAUGUGAAGAAACUGACUAGUCUAAUUGUGAUGGGAGCUUUCUGGGGCAGCAGCCUGCGUCCGAGAUUACGUGUGUGCGUGCUGGAUGCCAAAGUUAAUAAAAGAACUCCCACUUUUUGAUGCAUUAAACCAGGGUUUCCGAAGCUUGGGUCUCCAGCUGUUUUUGGACUACAACUCCCAUCAUCCCUAGCUAGCAGGACCAGCAGUCAGGGAUGGUGGGAACCGCAAGUCCAAAAGCAGCUGGAGACCCAUGUUUGGGAGACACUACAUUAAAUGCUGCCUAAAGCCAUGAAGGAGGCUAACGUUCGGAUUGCUUAUCUGCAUAACAGCAUUUUAAUAGCAGGGAAGGUGGAAUUGGAGAGUGAGAUUAGCUAUGGGGUUGUAGCUAAAUAAAAUAGAUGCCUAGGCCAUGGAGCAUUUGCAAAUGCACUUUCCCCCCUCAGCUACCUCUGCACCCAACUUUAGAUUAAGGGGAAUAUGGCUGCUGGGGCAGACAGCCCCCCCCCCUUGAGCCCGGCAGUGGGAAGGUCUGCAACUCUCUGAUUUGACUAAUGGCUUGAAGUGCCAAACUGAGCUGCUGCCUUUCUGAAAGGAGCUAUCCAGUGCUGAACCAGCCGCCGGCUGAAGGUGAUGCAAGUUUUAAUACUUUGCUAGGGGCUGGCUGGGCCUAUAGUAAUAGACGCUUCAUCUGCUCAUCUCCGUUGCAAAAGUACCUUAACCCAUGAAAAGGCAUUGUUUGUGCAGCUGUUUGGGUGUUUGGACCUCACAUCCAUAGUGCACUCUGUUCCCUCUUAUAAUGCAAGCCUGUAUCGCUUGACACUUUCGAGGCACGGCGCAGAGGUUGGCCGAGCCAGAGGCCUCCAGUCCCCUUCCAGAACAUUUAUGGUGUGGUAAUGAGAGCGGGUUUAGCAUGCAGCUAAGUGAAUUUGUACGCUUACUUCCACACACCCCACCCCACAAACAAAAAGGAAGUUUAAUGAAACUGCUCUUGUGUUGGAGAAACGGUGGUGAGGCAUAGCAAUUUCUCUCAAAGCCACUCCGUCUUGGCCUCUUCCUCCAAUUCCUCUGGCUGCUUGUGUCUCUGUGCUUUGCUGCUGGCAACUUAUGUGCACUUUAUAUAUUAUGGCUUGUAAGAGUUUUGUCUUAAUAAAGUUGUUAGUGACUGCUGA